Molecule: messenger RNA, 1005 nt
Organism: Meyerozyma guilliermondii ATCC 6260
Lineage: Eukaryota; Fungi; Ascomycota; Pichiomycetes; Serinales; Debaryomycetaceae
Exons: 1
Coding region: 1-1005 (334 amino acids)
Source: RefSeq, a predicted model, not a curated record
AUGAAAAACUUUGAAUUCGACCCAAACGCAUACAGCAAAGACGAGUACUUGAUUGGUGGAAUUGCCACCUAUGUUUAUAAUGCAUCACAAUUAACUCCAUACAUCAAUCUGAUCAACGAAAAGUUCAACAAGCAUUCGGGAAUUACUGAUUCCAAGCAGCUAGAGGAGGUUCCUGUCAAGAUUGUAUACUUGGUUCACCAGCGUGGGGGAGAUUACACUUAUACAGAGUCUGCUGCCUACACUGUAUUGAAACAGUACUACAAGAAGGCAAGUUCUCUUGAUGUUCCGUUGGUUUGUGUGACAUUUGACAAUCGCAACCACGGCGCCAGACUUGUACAAGAAGUCAAGAACCGAGGAUGGAAAUCUAACGAUACCCAUGGGGCGGAUUUGGUGUCUAUAGUGGAGGGAAAUGUCAUUGACUUGAAGCUCGUGAUGGACUACUUGCCAGCAUACUUGAAUUUGGAAGCAAAGUUGGCACCGGAAUUGAAAAAAGCUCACCAAACUGUCAUCAAAUAUCGUAACGGAGUGUGUGGUUACUCUUUGGGAGGUCACACGGUUAUUAGGUACGCUCUCAAGUACCCUGAGUCAAUUCAAUUUAUCAAUCCUAACAUUGGUUGUGCUGAUAUGACUUCGUUAUUGAUUACCAGGUUGCUUCAAGUUGACAAAGAAUCUCCAGCUUUUGAUAAAAAAUGGUUCUAUUCCAGCUACGACGAAUUGAAACUCACCGAACACCAGUCGUCCGUUCAGUACCCAGAAUACUUGCACCGUAUCGUGGCUGCUGAAGAUGUUUCUAUCUUUGAAAACUACCCUUUUUCCCUGGUGAAAAUGUUUGCAGCUUUUGGUGCCGAUGACCUGUUGGUUCCCGCACGGUUGUCCAAGUUGUGGACCGAUAUGUAUAAGAAUUCAAACCCUGCUACUGAAGUUUUUGUUCAGCCGGGGGUGGGACACGAUGUUACCCCGGAGAUGGUGGACAAGUUUACGAGCUGGUUAGCCAGGAAUUAUUAA